UUGAUAAUCGAAAUGAGGGUAAUUUCUUAUCAGAAUUUAUAAUAUACACUAUUUUUGAGAUGAAAUUUAUACAUUAUUUUUAUAUGUAUAUAUCAAUUUUUAUUUUAAUAAGGAAAAAAUCGCUCAUUCAAUGUACAUCUGAUUUCGAAUUUCGCGAAUUGAAAUAUUUAUCCGAAAAAUUAGAUCCCAUGGAAUGUUUUAAACUUCUUCAUGGUAUUUGUGAGAAAAUUGGUGUCGCGGAAAAAUCCAUACAAAUUGAAAAACUUCAGAAGGAGAUGCAAAAAAUUUUGAAAAAAUCAUGGUCUACAGAAAAAAGUUGCUUUUCACAUUUGUUAAAUUGGCAAAACAAUUUUCCUAAAAAUACAAACAUAGAAGAACGUAAAUUAAUGGAAGAUGUUUUAUUAUCCUUGGGAAGAUCCGAUUUAGUAAAAUAUUUGAGAAAAAAUCAAAGAGGUCAUUUUAUAAAUCAUUUAAAAAAAGUUGAACGAUAUGAAGCAGUAAAUGAUGAAGACAUGAAUCAAAGUCAAUAUCCGAACGAAAAUGGUCACGAGAAAAAUAAUCUAUACCAGAAAUUCGAUUUAGAUGAGAUUGAUAAUGGCAAUGUUCCUCCAACUCAGGCCAUUAUAAAUGGAGAGACUUUUAAUGAAAAUGAUUACGAAAAUAAAAAUAAAGAUGUAAUUAAAAGGAAAAUAAGAGAGAAGAACUUUGACGUUUACUGGAUUAUUCUUAUCACUGUUAUUGCUUUAGUAAUCAUGUCCAUUUGUGGAAGUGGAGUUUUUUUUAUUUACAGAAAAAAAUGCGAUCGAUUUAUCAAGGGACGUUUAUGUCAAGAAUGGGCCUUAAGCAAAGAAAAACAGAAAAUUAACGUCUGUUGCUGUGUUAAGCGAAGAGAAACAAGUAGAAAUGCUUGUUCAGAUGUAGUAGACCACAUGGAAAGUGGAUGGUCCAGAAGAUGUUCCAAGUGCUGUUUGGAUUCAAAGGGAGACGAUAAAAAGUCACGUUUGAUGCAAAAAACGGCGUGCGUGCAAAAAUGCAAAAAAUUGAGAAAGAAAAAAACACAUUCGAAAACGAGAGAGAAAUGCAAAAAGAAAGAGGCAAAAAAAGUCACGAGAAACAAGUGUAACUGCACCAGUGAAGAAACAGAGUUUAUUAUAGCGACCAAAAAAGAAAAGAAAAAAAAGAAAAGUGGCUGGACUUCGCCACAAAUGAGGGAAAAGAGAAUAAAGGAAUCGAAAAACACAGAAAAAUUGUUCCAAUACGACUCAAGCAGUCCUUGCUCUAGAAAAACCUGUGAGUGGAGAAAAAUAGCCAAGGGAAAGAGACACGGGAAAAAUAGCGUGUAAAUUUAAUUACUACUUGGGAAUUGCGCAAUUUUGUUAUCCUCCGACUAUAAUCGUUGCACUCAAAAAGAUGAGAAUGCUCGGUCAAGGUUGAGGGUCAAAAGAUUCGUCGCAAGAAA
Messenger RNA from Leptopilina boulardi, 1459 nucleotides. RefSeq lists its product as uncharacterized. The record is from RefSeq and is a predicted model, not a curated record. Bases 60 to 1343 code for a protein of 427 amino acids. The transcript has 7 exons. NCBI's taxonomy places the organism in Eukaryota, Metazoa, Arthropoda, Insecta, Hymenoptera, Figitidae.